Molecule: messenger RNA, 1251 nt
Organism: Menidia menidia (Atlantic silverside)
Lineage: Eukaryota; Metazoa; Chordata; Actinopteri; Atheriniformes; Atherinopsidae
Source: the annotation of a GenBank genome assembly
AUGGUGCAGAAAAUGAGCCACUCGGAGAGCACCGCCGAGGCGCUGUCCUUUUUCACCGGGGACUCGGGCUCCGACUCCGGGGCGUGCAUGGACCUGGACCCGGCCGCCUCGCCUCUCUCCCCGGGCUCCACGGCCUCCUCCACCGCCGGGGACAAGCUGGGAGAGAACCCGGCGUGGUGCAAAACUCCCAGCGGCCACAUCAAGAGACCCAUGAACGCGUUCAUGGUGUGGUCGCAGAUCGAGAGGAGAAAGAUCAUGGAGCAGUCUCCGGAUAUGCACAACGCGGAGAUCUCCAAGCGGCUGGGGAAGCGCUGGAAGCUGCUCCGAGACAGCGACAAGAUCCCCUUCAUCCGGGAAGCCGAGCGGCUCCGGCUCAAGCACAUGGCGGACUACCCCGACUACAAGUACCGGCCCAGGAAGAAGGUCAAAUCGAGCGCAUCCAAGCCGGCCAGCGGCGGCGAGAGGGGGGACAAAGUUACGAGUAGCUCCAGCAACACCAGCACCAAGUCCUCCUCUUCGAAGAAGAGCGGACCCAAAUCACCCAGCAGCAGCAGCAGCAGCAAGCCCAGCAAAUCACUUUUCGGGAGCGGUAGCACCAAAGCAUCACUGUUUGCCGCCGAGCACCCGGCAGAGCACCACCACAACUCUCUCUACAAGUCCAAGUCGGUCUCCUCCGCGGCGAAGCAGAUACCGGAAGGCAAGAAGCCCAGGCGGGUGUACGUGUUCGGCAGCGGCGCGGCCGGCCUGAGCGUCAGCCCCGCGUCCUCCGUCGUGGUCCCGGCCAGCCCGACCCUCAGCAGCUCGGCGGACUCCAGCGACCCGCUCAGCCUGUACGAGGACGCGGCGGGCGGCCGGGAGGAGGGCCCGGAGCCCGGCAGCGGAGGAACCGGCGGGAGCAGCGGCAGCGGCGGUUCUUCGGAGCGGAACGGCGGGCACACGUACAGCAGCCGGCGGGCUUCCUCCCCCACUCCCUCCGGCUCCCACUCCUCCGUGUCGUCCUCCUCGUCCUCGUCGGAGGACGAGGAGUUCGAGGACGACCUGCUCGACAUCAACCCCAGCCCGGGCUUCGACAGCAUGUCGCUGGGCAGCUUCGGCUCCUCGGUGCUGGACAGAGACUGGGACUUGAACUGCGAGUCCAUCUCCGGGGGGUCCCACUUCGAGUUCCCCGACUACUGCACGCCCGAAGUCAGCGAGAUGAUCUCCGGAGACUGGCUGGAGUCCACCAUCUCCAACCUGGUUUUCACGUACUGA